AUGUCCAUCGUCGUUAACACCACCUCUGCGAAGUCGCCCCCACGCGAGGGUGAGAGCGCUUCAACAGCGGAGAGCCUGGCCGCUCUCAUCCAGCAAACGUACACGCAGCAGUACGCAGAGGCACGUAAUCAAUACAAGGCGUCCCAUGCGCGCUUCACCGCCCGCGUGAAGCGGCCACCUCCUUCGCGGCUGGAACAUUACUGCACAAACGUCUUCCAAGACCUAUCCUUUUACACGAGCGCCGCCAAUGCUGAGGUGGCGUGCGCGCCGUCUGCGUGCACGCAUGGCCCGCGACGCAUUGGUAUCCACUCAGUGAAUCACAAGCUUCGCCUUCGUGCACAAGAACGUCUGUGUGCUGCACCUGCGAAGCCGAAGCGCGACGCAGAUGAUGUAAUUGAACUUAUAGUGGCGCAGGAAGCGGCCGAGUAUGCCGACGUGCUGGAACUGGAGGCGAAGUCCUUCAUGGGCGUUGCCCGCGCCUACUACCAAGCGAUAUUUGGGGUCACCGACGAGCUUGUGUGGCUCGAGGCGCAGGCUCGGCGCAGCUUUGAAGACGAGUACAACCGUGCCACGAUGGUUUUCCUCGCCCAGCUGCGUGAGGAGACAUGGGGAGCGGAACAGCGGCUGCUUUUACGCGCACGGGGGAUGUUCCCCGAUGUACUACCGCACGUUGCGCAGCUGCGCCUUAUUGCCGCAAAGUUCGAUGCCCUGCAGCAGGCCAAGUCAUCCGUGCUGGACAUCCGUGAAGCAGUGCCUCUGUGGCAACGUGUAUGCGCCAUUCGAGGCGAGACGGAGAGCGAAGAGGACAUCAUAUUCCGACGAAUUUUCCUGGCCUGCGCCGUUGGGGCACACGGCAUCAGCGAAGGGUACCUGCGGUACGACACCGUUACUGGGCGGUUGCGGCACACGUACAAAGAGGUUCCGCCAUUCAUGAGAGAUGUCAUCGAGUACUCCCUGCAGUUCGAGACCUUCGCCGCGGUUUUGGAGGAAGAGGCGCAGCGCAUGCGAAUCGCGGAGGAGGCGGAGGGUGCCUGUGCCUCCCUAGUUGCGGCCGUCGCCUCUGGUGCCGACGCGGAAGGCGACGUCUCAUCUCCUACUGACGCUGCCACCACCCCUGUAUCACCGAGCCACGCCGAUCAGCCGGCGGCAGAGGCCUAA
Molecule: messenger RNA, 1158 nt
Organism: Leishmania mexicana MHOM/GT/2001/U1103
Lineage: Eukaryota; Euglenozoa; Kinetoplastea; Trypanosomatida; Trypanosomatidae
Exons: 1
Coding region: 1-1158 (385 amino acids)
Source: RefSeq, a predicted model, not a curated record